AUGGGUGAUGCUGAUGAGAAAGGCAGCAAGAUUUUUGUACAGUGUGCCCAGUGCCACACUGCUCAGAAGGGAGGCAAGCGCAAGACACGGCCACAUCUCCAUGGUCUCUUUGGGAGGAUGACAGGUCAGGCUGCUGCAUUCUCUUACACACAUACCAACAAGAACAAAGGUAUCACCUGGGGAGAGGAUACACCAAUGCAGUAUUUGGAGAAUCCCAAGAAGUAUAUCCCUGGAACAAAAAUGAUCUUGGCUGGCAUCAAGAAGGGAGAAAGGGCAGACUUAAUUGCUAACCUCAAAAAGGCUACCCAUGAGUAA
Chinchilla lanigera (long-tailed chinchilla) is the source of this 315-nucleotide messenger RNA. Its product is annotated as cytochrome c, somatic-like. Gene Ontology annotation, biological process: mitochondrial electron transport, cytochrome c to oxygen; mitochondrial electron transport, ubiquinol to cytochrome c. The transcript is spliced from 2 exons. The record is from RefSeq and is a predicted model, not a curated record. Bases 1 to 315 code for a protein of 104 amino acids. Lineage: Eukaryota; Metazoa; Chordata; Mammalia; Rodentia; Chinchillidae. Gene Ontology annotation, molecular function: heme binding; electron transfer activity. Gene Ontology annotation, cellular component: mitochondrial intermembrane space.